Messenger RNA from Schistosoma haematobium, 6304 nucleotides. RefSeq lists its product as uncharacterized. The coding region runs from base 95 to 955 and encodes 286 amino acids. Lineage: Eukaryota; Metazoa; Platyhelminthes; Trematoda; Strigeidida; Schistosomatidae. The record is from RefSeq and is a predicted model, not a curated record. The transcript is spliced from 7 exons.
UAUCUGUUACAUACUAAUUGAAACGUUGGACUGGAAGAGCCAGUUACAAAUAUCAGAACUGUCAGCUGAUAGAUUUUAGCGUAUUUUAAAUCAAAUGAGCUCAUGGGCUGUUACUCGAAGAGAUGAAACGCAGGAAGCUGAUUAUGGAUCAAUGCAUCUGAAUGAGACACCCUGUCUAUACCGUUUGACAUCUGGGUUUUCUGGCUGUUCUGCUCAGUCCAUUGCUACUCGAUGGAUUGAAAGGAGUUUCGAACUAAAUAAUUUGACUUUAACGGAUUAUCAACGACGUGUUCAAGAAAUUCGACGUUCAGUUCGUCAAGGUAUCGAUUCAGCAGCAACAUGUACAGAUGGGAUUAUUCAUGCAUUAAAGCAAUUAAUUCAUAGUGGAUGGCUUAACAGCCGAUGGAAUUUAAUCAGUGUUGAUUGUGAUCACUUCGCAUCGGAACCAUGGGAAAAAAAUUUUGCUUGUUGUUAUCGUAAUGCUCAGUGUGUACUUUCAUCUUUAUUUCGGAUUCCUGAGUUUAGAAAACGUCUUUUUGGAUCCGUGUCUGCAAUGCCAUCCAUAUGGAAACUACAAGCUCUUUUGGAGUCUGCUUGGUCACUUGGUUUUGAUCCACUUGGUGCAUCCCAGAUAUCUUCAACGAUCAAUCCGAAUAAAAUUUCGUCUGGUGUCAAUCCUACAGGUUCUGAUGACAUGAUUUCUACAGAUAGUCGUAAUCUCGUUGGAAUUGUAGACAGUACUGCAUGUCUAGGUGCCACUGAUAUGGUUUCUCUUUUCGGAUCGAUAGGAAUACGUUCGUCAAUCAUAGAAUGUCGUGCCCCUUCCGGCCCUGGUGGAACUCACCCAUACCUCUUAACUCAUAUUUACUCUUAUAUUACCUCAGGUAAUAGUCAUGGAAUAUCGAAUGAGGUAAAUCUAUAUCUAAAAUUUACUUUUAUUUUUAUUCAUUCGUAGGUAUAAUUUUCAUUUCCAAAAGUUCUUUUUAUGUGUACAAUAUAAAGUACAUCGUGUACUAAAAUAACGAUAGAAAACUGAUUUGAAAUUUUUGCAUGGAUCAUCAUUUCUUAGGUUAUGCUUUUAAAUUUUGUUUGUAGAUUCUCUUCAUAUCAAAGAAUUUUAAGAAUAAUUCAAAAACUAAUUUAUAAUUGUCAAUCAUGGAAAAUACUUCGCUCCUCUUUACUCAGUGAUAUUAUAAAUCAAACAGAAAUUACUUGACAACUCCCUAAGUGUUAAGCAACUGAAAUUUUUGAGACAAUUAACCAGCUAGAACAGCAUAAAAUAUCUCAAAUUUUUUUUUAAUGUUUUUCGAAAUUUAUAAAGAUCAUGGACACAAAGAUUGAGUAAUAGUUGUGUUGAGGGUUAUUGUGUGGGUAAAAGCCAAGAUUAAACAAAAAUAAAGUAAAAUAAAUUGUCCUUCAGCGUUUAGAAUAAGGUUGAAGAUAAACACAACAGCAGAUAGUUGUAACUUCGUCAUCCAACUUAUGUCAAGUAGUAGCACUAUCUGCAAGAUCACUUUAUUACUAGAUGUUAUUAGCUGAAAAUCUUCUUUAUCUUUAUAAGAUUUUAUGAUACGAAAAUUCCUCUUAAUAAGAAUCAAGUAACUUUGGUUUGUUGCUUAUCUGUAGCAUUUUACCUUCAAGUAUCUCUAUCGGUCUUUCGUUUCCUGUAUUUUGUUUUAGUUUUCCUUUUCAGCUUUUAGCAAUUGAAUAUCUGCCUACAAAACAUUGUCUUUAUCUCAUGUUGAAAUUUUUUUACGUAAUCGCUCAAAAUACAUCAGCAGAUAAAACUAGAAUAUAUGUGAGCACAUUGUGUUUCAUCUCAUUAUUUUAAGACAAUCCCUCGUAUAGUAUAUGGAGAACUGUUUUACAUUAGAUCUUCCAUAGCCUUCAUUUAUGGGUUGCUCGGUUAAAAGGUUUAAAAAACUAGGAUGAACAACAAAAAUAUCUUUGUUGAUGUCUGCUUUUUAUUUACUCACUUGGUUGCUGUUCUGGUGGCUUAAAUACUACUUAUCAUCGUCAGCCGAUAGCGUUCGUCGAUUUUAUGAUUCAUUCGGAUCCAGGAUAUCCUUCCUAUAGUACCUUCAUCGAUGUUUUCUGAAAUUAACCUUUAAACAGUUACUUAGAUCUUAUAAAAACAUGGGGAACCAUUGCUUUGCAUCAUUAUCAAAAUAAUUACAACCGUCUGAAAUCAAAAAUAACUUUCUAGUCACUUAUACAAGUAGUCACAUAACAGCUUGAUUGAUUAGAAUUUGAUCAGGACUAGUAUACCAGAUUACCACCUGAAGCACUGAAGUCAGACAUAUGAGUAACUGCAAACAUGCUCCACGUUCUAUUCAGCUAGAUUUGGGAGAAAUAACAAGUGCCACUGACAGACUGGAAAAAAGGAUACUUCAUCACGAAAGAUCCGUGAAAAUGUGAGAACUAAAGAGACAUCAUACUACUAUGGGUACUAGGAAAGGUUUCCAACAGACUGCUGCUGAACCAGAUGACAGAUUCAGUAGACGCGCAACUUAGAAAUCAACAGGACGGAUUUCUUAAGUACUGGUUGUGCAAAACCGAAUCGCAACACUACGGAUCGUCAUUAAACCAUCGAUUAAAUAGAACUCGUCACCACACAUCAACUUCCUUGACUAUGAGAAGGAACUUGACAGUGUGGAGAGGAUAACCUUACGGAAUAUUCUUCGACAUUAUGUUGUAUCUGAGUGGAUCGUCAAAAUCAUCCGGAAUUUGUACGACAGACUACACUGCAAAGUCACGCAAGGAGGACAACUAACAGAGUCAUUCCAGGUGGCCGACUGACUUGAUUAUCAGGACCUCGACAUCUGAAGGAAAACACAAUACAACGAACAGCUUGGAUGCAACUAGAUGAUGUGGACUUUGCAGACGAUCUAGCCCUUCUAUCCUAUACACAACAAUACAUGCAGGUCAAGACAACCAUUAUCAGUAGGCCUCAACACACGCAAGGGAAAAACCAAGAUUCUUAAAUACAACACGCGAAAUACUGAAUCAAUUUCACUUGAUGGAGAAACUCUGGAAGAAGUGGAAACCUUCACGUAGCUGGACAGCAUAAUCGAUGAACAAGAAGGAUCUGAUGCAAAUAUAAAGGCAAGGAUUCGCAAAGCACGAACAGCAUUCCUACACUUGAAUAACAUAUGGAACUUAAAACAACUGUCAACCAAUAUCAAAGUUAGAAUCUUCAAUACGGAUUUUAAGACAGCUCUACUGUACGGAGCCGAAACUUAGAGAACUACCACAACUCUCAUCAAAAUGGUACAAGUAUUUCUAAACCAUUGUCUGCGUAAGAUACCCAAUGUCCGUUGGCCGGACACCAUCAGCAACAUACUUCUAUGGGAGAGAACAAAUCAGCUUCCAUCUGAAGAGGAAAUCAGUAAAAGACGUUGGGAGUGGAUAGGACAUACAUUUCAGAAAUCGCCGAAUUGCAUCACAAGGCAAGCGCUAACUUGGAAUCCUGAAGGUAAAUGGGGAAGAGGAAGACCGAAGAAUUGGAAGCAGAUAUGAAAAGGAUGAAUAUCAACUGGAAAUAACUGGAAAGGAUUGCCCAGGACAGGUUUGGAUGAAUAGUGAUGGUUGGCGGCCUAUGCUCCUCUGUGAAGGGUAACAGGCUUAAGUAAAGCCAUAUCACGGAACUACUGUAACAACGGUUAUAUAUCCCGCAAUAUUUUAGAUGUUUGAUUUAGAUUUUAAAAAAAAACAUGAAAUACUGUAAAUUGUACCAUAGUUGACCAAGCACUGCAUUAGUCAUUCUUUCUAAUUAUGGUUACAAAGUGGAGAAAAUUAUUGUGGAAAAUCGUCGAAUCUCAGUCUGAUAAGUUCUGAAACACUGUUAUUGUUAUUAUUAUGGACGGCCACCUUUGAUCUGGAUAUGUUACCCUACUUGCGGCGUACGGUUUGUGAAACGAGCACUUAACAACUUCAUCAAGCUGCUAACCACUACUCACUGAAACUCCAUAAGUCGUACAAACUGUCUCAACAGUUGGAGAACUUGACUUCUAAACGGUUCUAGUUUUGGAUAAGUUUGACGUGAACGACCUAGGAGCAUUAAGUUCUUCCAGCUGCGACUGAGCCAUUUAGUGAAAACGUUGUCGUGGUGUACUCUUCACAACAAAUGAACCAUAAAUUCAACUGUUCGAUACGAGCUUAUAUAUGUAUUUAAGAUCUAGACUUUUUUCGAGGAAGAUACUAGAGUAAAUUGCCUGCUACCGUUUUCCAGAAUACCGGUUAACGUUUCCGAAGCAUUAGAACAUAAGUAUUACGGUUUAUUUUUAUUGAUCUUAUUCGUAGUAUUCUUUAAGUUCUUCGUAUAGUUGUUAAAAGAUUUUUAAACGUUUGUACUCAUUUCUUCUCCUUGAAUUUCUGUUGAAUGCUUUACUGUUUAUUUUGUAAAUUUCAUCGAAAUAUGUUUCAGUUUCGUAAACUUUUUCCUGUGUUUAAACUUGACUCAUUCUAUUUGCAAUACGUGACUGAAUCUGGCUCAUGUGAAUCAGUAUGCUAGAAUAUUAAUUUUUAACGUCCGGUAAAACCUAAUAUUUAAAAUAAUCCAUUAAAUUAUAUCAUCACUCCGCUUUCACUUCAGUUAUAUUUAAAUGCAUAAUGUAAAUUAUGUAUGCACUCCUUAUUUACCUAUGGAUAUACAUAUUUGCUAAGCGCUGUAUAUUUGAAACUAUUUCGAGUUCUGUUGUAAUAAUUGUUCACUCGGUAUUCAGCAAAGCUCUGCAAUAGUGUCUCCUAAGUUUUUGAAACUGAAAAGUGCAUCAAUACGCAUGAAGUGACAGAGCAGUUGGAACUUUACUUUUUUGGCCAUAAUGCUUAUUUAUUGACGCAUUUGUACCUACUGCUCUUGUUUUCAUAACCCAUCAUUGUUUAGUUACUCUAACUUUAUCUGUCAUUCGUCACCUUGAUUCGUAGAGUGAUGGUUUCACGGCUAAAGCAUCUAGCUUCCAGCUUGUGCUUAUUUUGGCUUGGGCAAGCUUAAGGUAAUUAACAAAACAGUAAGGUGUUGGUUUUUAGGUAUAUCCCUGGUGUAACUGCAUGUACUCUUGAUUAAAUAGUAUCUAGUUAGUAUUUUUAAUGUUUAAUAUAUCGUUUUUUCGUAACUUUUUAUUACUCGAAGUCUGUCACACUCCCAAUGCUAUUACAACAUGAAGGUCACAGUCGUAUAGUUAUUGGUGUCGAAGUUGAUGAAGAUGACAAACCGUUAGCUCUCAUUGUUCUAGAUCCUGAUGUAUCGGCUGAAGCUAUGCGUCAAGUUAUCAAAGCAGCUGAUUAUUCUAUAUCUAGUCCGAGUAUAGAUUUAUCUCAUCUUUCUUUCGGAUCAUAUAAUUGGAUGGAUGUUUUAGGAAGUAUGCGUGUGGAUAUGACUCAGUUAGUUCAACCUCAGUAUCAACUGCUUCAAAUUAAUGGAUUAAUAGAAACGGAUUUAGAUCUCCAGGUAUAAAUGCAUUUCUUUCUUACUAAGUGUUUUACUUGUAUAAUAUUAUACACUGCUUACGAUUGCCUACUUAAAUUGUCCAACUGACCAGAAACCGUAUUCCUUGAUUUUUGACCACAUUAAUGUUUUUACGAUAUAUGAAGUCCUGUAAAACUAACGACAAAAAUAUGGACUUACUCGGGUCCCCCAAAAAACAACAGAUAACGUUUGAUUUACUGUCAUUUUCGUUUCAAGCUUACAUUCUUAAUACGUUUUGCGGUCAGUUGUAGUUUUUGUAUAUAUAUACGACUGGAUUAUAAAACAUAAUUUUUCUUUUUUAGGACGCCAUGGUUCCGGAAAAUGUUACAGUUGCGAUCUCAUAAAAAUAUCGUUUGGAAAUGUAACGUUAUUUUUUAUCUAAACCCCAUUCUUAACAUUUUUUCUUGGAUGUUAGUAAUUUCUAUUCAUCUAAUUUAAUGUUUCUCACAUUCUUUCUGCAUUGUAUUACUUUCAUUCUUAUAUAGACGUUUUAUGUUUCUUAGGUUUAUUUUUAUACAUGCUUUUAACUAAUCUCACGACAGUUCAUCACUAUAAGUAUGAUUGUUUUUAUUCCCAAUGACCCCAUUGCUUUCACUUGUAUUUCACGUAUUCGUUUUUCUGCCCGUUUCUUUAUCUUUCUACUGUGUAACACUACUACUUAAUGAUCAGCUAUGAUAAAUCUGCGUACUAUCUUUAUCUUCGCGCUUUCAUGUUUCAUCCUUCUUUAGGAUGAAAUAGCUUUGAAACUAAUAAAUACAUUGUGUUGUAUAUGUACCCUUUAUUUCUUUGGCAGUUGUCUAUUUGUUGCAGACUAAUAUAAGUAUGAUAGGAACAGUA